Molecule: messenger RNA, 1054 nt
Organism: Plutella xylostella (diamondback moth)
Lineage: Eukaryota; Metazoa; Arthropoda; Insecta; Lepidoptera; Plutellidae
Gene: MED21
Product: mediator complex subunit 21
Biological process (GO): regulation of transcription by RNA polymerase II
Cellular component (GO): mediator complex
Molecular function (GO): transcription coregulator activity
Source: RefSeq, a predicted model, not a curated record
UGUCAAUUUGUUGCUGUUUUCUGUUUUUCGUUUUGCUUGCCGUUCUAAUAAAUUUUCCUUGAUGUUGUAUUUUUAACAUAGAAUUUCAUUCUAAUUCAAAUAAAACUGCAUAUUUAACAAUGGCAGACCGCCUCACCCAGCUACAGGAUACAAUAAACCAGCAAGCUGAGCACUUUUGCAACAGCAUUGGUAUCCUGCAACAGUUCUCCACGCCCAGUAAAUUCCCCGGGAUCGACCGUAGCGGGUCGCAGACGCCUCAGCAGCAGCAGAAUCAAGAGGAUUAUGCUGCUCUGUUUGCGACGCUCAUAUCGAGAUGCGCCAAAGAUAUUGACACUCUGAUCGAGUCUCUGCCGAGCGAGGAGAGCUCCACAGAGCUGCAAGUCCAAAGCUUGAGAAGACUCGAGACUGAAAAUAAGGAGGCAGCAGAGCAGUUAGAAGAAGUGGUCCGUCAAGGUGAAAUCCUUUUGGAAAAGAUUCAAGGUGCUCUCAGCGACAUAGCACAGAGCCAGUUGGACAUGCAGAACCCCACACUCAUCCUUGGCAAAGAUGUCAAACCACAGUUAUAGGGAUCUAGGAAGCACUAACACUCUCAGAAGGCGUAGCAUAGCACAAGAAGCUGACUAAAGUGGUAUGCUAGUCCUUCAGAUAUUAAGGUAGGCUUUCACCAAACAUUUAAAUAUGUUUAGAUCUAUUGCUGUCUUGCUCUGCUAUACUGUUAAAGUAAGGGAGUAAUACAUUUAAUUUCGAUUAAAUAUGUAUUUGGUGAAAGUGAUUCUAAUAGGUUAAGUAAAACUACCUCUAAGUGACUAAAUUAUAAUAAAGGUAGUCUAGAAGAAAUCACUAUAAGAUCGCCUAUGCUAUACCUAUAUGUUAGAUUAACAUUACUGUGUUUGUCCACAUAAAGUCCUAAUGUAGAGACUAGAAAAUAGUAUAAAAUGUGAAGCAUUUUAUUGAGAAACAUGUUUUUUAUAUAUAUUCUAGUCUCUUUCAUAGUUAUACUAAGCACAAAAUAAUUAUAUGAAAUUAUUAAAACUCAACUACUUACAAAAAACAA